AUGGCAUUUGGUGGUGAUGAAACCAUGGGUGAAAAAGAUUUGCAAGAAAUUAUAGAUCAAAUUAAUGCAGAACCACAUUACAGGGUAAUACCAAAGGAAGAGUAUGACAUGUUAAAAUCACAGAAAAUUCCUACUAGUACCCCUAAGGUUCAGCAAGAUGUGAGUGAAGGUGCUAUACCAAAAUUACCACCCCUAGGUCAAGUACCAUUCCCAAGUCAUGUACCCUCACCAGGUUAUUUACACCCACCAGGUCUUAUGUCAUCACCUAGGUUUUUUAACAGCUCUGCUCUGUUUCAGAAUAACAACCCUACCCCUAUUAAACUCCCAACUUUCAGUGGUAGUGAACAAACUCAAAAAGGAGAAGUGAGCUAUGAUGUAUGGUCAUAUGAGGUUCGGUGUUUAAAGGGCCAAUGGCCUGAUCAUGUUCUUUUGCAGCCAGUAAGAAGUUCUCUGAAGGACACAGCUAGGGAAAUCCUGAUUCCACUUGGAGAAAAUGCAACUGUAGACAAUAUCCUUGCAAAGUUAGAUGAUUUUUAUGGGAAUGUUUGCACUCCUGAAAACAUAAUGCAGAAAUUUUACUCUGAUCAUCAACAAGAAGGUGAGUCAAAUGUUUCCUAUGGGUCUAGGUUAGAACAGUGUAUAUCAAAGGCUGUAAAACUAGGUCAUAUUGAUGUAAAUGCCAAAGACGCAAUGCUUAGAUCAAAAUUCUGGUCUGGAUUGAAAAGUUCACAAUUAAGAAAUGCAACCAGACACAAAUAUGAGUCAGUGAAGGAAUUUCAUUCAUUGUUAAGGGAAAUAAGGCAGAUUGAGCAGGAGGAAAAAAUUUGA
Saccostrea echinata is the source of this 828-nucleotide messenger RNA. RefSeq lists its product as uncharacterized. Lineage: Eukaryota; Metazoa; Mollusca; Bivalvia; Ostreida; Ostreidae. The record is from RefSeq and is a predicted model, not a curated record. Bases 1 to 828 code for a protein of 275 amino acids. The transcript has a single exon.